This is a messenger RNA of Protopterus annectens (West African lungfish), 2349 nucleotides long. RefSeq names its product DENN domain containing 2C (gene DENND2C). The transcript has 17 exons. The coding region runs from base 289 to 2349 and encodes 686 amino acids. The record is from RefSeq and is a predicted model, not a curated record. NCBI's taxonomy places the organism in Eukaryota, Metazoa, Chordata, Ceratodontiformes, Protopteridae.
GCUGCUCAUUCAAGAACAAACUCUGAAAGUUCAGAAAUUAAAAAGUCUGGCUUAGUGGCAACAAAAAGCCUAGGCCUUGAUUUCAGAGAUGUUGCUAAAUCUAGAAAUUCAAGCCCACAGCUAGCUGCAGAAAUAAAUAGCAGCUGUGAAGGUGAGCACAGUGAGAGAACCUUUGGCUUGACAACACAUCAAGAAAGAAAGCUUGAAAAUGGAAAUGGUGAUUCAUUUGAUCCAGGAAGGUCCCUGCCACCAGGUAACUUCUACACAUCACGCGGGUUCUGGAAGAAAAUGGAAGAUAUUCCAAAUGAGGCAGAUGCAAGUGUAAUUUCAGACACUGAAGUAAAAUGGGAGCGUGACAUUGUACCAGGGAAAGAACUAGAGUAUAGGAAGUUUAUUGGCCAAUCUUUACACAUACAAAACCCAGAUGAUGUAUAUUCUGAGUCAGUAGUACCAGCUUCAAGGGUUGCAAUCAACCCUGUGCCUAAACCUCAAAGGACAUUUCGAUACUUGACAGAGCAUGAUGCAUUUACCAACUAUGCUAAACACGCAAAUAAGAGAAUUGGUACCCGUCCACCUUUGCCUUCUUACCCUCCUCCAGAGUUAAAGAAAUAUGAAAAUGAAAGCUUAAAAGGGAAGUCCAAGAGAAAGUCAUAUGAAUUUGAGGAUGCUGAGGGACUUCAUAUUCUCUUGACUCCAUCCAGCAGUGAAAAAGUACAGAAUGAAUCUGCUGAAUUGUUAAAAUCUGCACUUUACCAUGCUCAGUCUGAAGAAAAUAUUUAUGAGGAUAUUAUGGAUCCUGCCCGUGAAAGUCCAUAUGAAGAUAUCAAAUAUUUGCCAGUAAUUUUACUGAAGAACACUCCACCAUGGAAACCUGGUGCCUUAAAGAGAGCUCUGCGACCUCCAAAGGUGGUGCUAAAAAUACAGGAGAUUUUUGAUGCUAAAAGAGGAAAGAAGAGAGUACGAACCCAGCAGCCUUUGGGGCAAGAUGCAGCUCCAUCAAAAGGUGACUAUAGUGACAAUGAAAGUGAUACCGAAGAUAACCAGAAAGGUCGCAGAAAGCGGUUUGUAUAUGUGCACUCCACCCUUAAACGGAAUCCUCGUUAUCAGACUCUUGAAAAGGAUCUAAUUGAGCUACAGGAACAACAGCUCUUCGAACUUUUUGUUGUGGUGUCACUACGCAAGGUGUCAUCAAAAUCUGGUUACACUCCUGAGAUCACACAGCGUUUCCCAAACAGGGAUGAUCAUGGACAUGAGCAGUCCCGUGAAACUGAAGAGCGGUUAAAAGCAAUUCCCAAAUUCUGUUUUCCAGACUCAAAAACUUGGACGACCAUGACUGACUUUACCAGUGAAACCUUUUCUUUUGUGCUAACUGGAGAAGAUGGAGGAAGAUGGUUUGGAUACUGCAGAAAACUGCUGCCUUGUGGCAAAGGAAAGCGCUUGCCUGAGGUAUAUUGUAUUGUCAGUCGGCUGGGCUGCUUCACUCUUUUUUCCAAGAUUCUAGAUGAGGUGGAAAAACGUCGUAACAUUUCUCCAGCACUAGUGUAUCCUUUCAUGCGUAGUGUUAUGGAAGCUCCAUUCCCAGCACCUGGCCGUACUAUUACUGUGAAGAACUUCUUACCGGGAUCAGGCAAUGAGGUAAUUGAGUUGUGCAGACCAACUGACUCUCGCCUUGAGCACAUAGAUUUUGAGUGUCUGUUUCAGUGUCUUAGUAUCCACCAUCUUGUCCAAGUUUUUGCAUCUCUCCUGCUGGAAAGGAGAGUAAUUUUUGUUGCUGAUAAAUUAAGCACAUUGUCUAAAUGCGCACAUGCUGUAGUAGCCCUUCUAUAUCCGUUCACCUGGCAGCAUACAUACAUCCCUGUUUUGCCAGCUUCCAUGAUCGAUAUCACCUGUUCCCCAACUCCAUUUAUCAUUGGAAUCCUGUCUGCCUCCUUACCCGAGCUCAGUGAACUGCCUAUAGAAGAGGUGCUAGUCGUCGACCUCUGCGCUAACAGUUUUUUGCAGCAGAUUUCAGAUGAAGAAAACAUUUUGCCUCACAAGCUACAAGCUGCACUGGUGUACAUUUUGGAACAGCGCAAUGACAUUCUGGCUCAAGAAAGGAACACAGAAGAAGUCACGCUUAGCACUCUGGUUUCUGAAGCAUUUGUCAGAUUCCUUGUUGAAAUUGUGGGCCACUAUUCUUUGCACAUGUCUGUUAAUGAAAAAGGAGUGAGAACAUUUCAGCAAGAGGCUUUUCGAAAGUCCCACACUUCAAGAUCUGUGCGACAAUUCUUAGAGCUAUUCAUGGAAACGCAGAUGUUUGCAGGAUUUAUACAAGAUCGUGAACUGCGUAAAUCUCGAGUCAGAGGUUAG